Messenger RNA from Boleophthalmus pectinirostris (great blue-spotted mudskipper), 2354 nucleotides. Its product is annotated as B- and T-lymphocyte attenuator-like. The record is from RefSeq and is a predicted model, not a curated record. Lineage: Eukaryota; Metazoa; Chordata; Actinopteri; Gobiiformes; Gobiidae. Gene Ontology annotation, biological process: immune response-regulating cell surface receptor signaling pathway. Bases 42 to 641 code for a protein of 199 amino acids. The transcript has 5 exons. Gene Ontology annotation, molecular function: signaling receptor activity. Gene Ontology annotation, cellular component: plasma membrane.
GCGCCAUUAACUGUCAUCUUUUUCUUAACUCUUCUAAUCUGAUGGAGGUCAAGAUCACCGAACAUAUGCUGGUCUCUUUAUUUAGUUUCAUUAUAAUUUCUUGUGGAGGCAGCCGAGGUUCUCUGGGCUGUGAUGUUGAGGUGCAGGUGCGAAGAGGACAAGUGUAUGCUGUUUCUCCUCAUGAAUAUGUGGAGAUCAAAUGUCCCGUCCAGCACUGUGGAAAACCUGUGCAUGUUGUCUGGUGCAAAGUUCUGGACACAGAAUGCAGCAAUUUCAAUACUUCAAAUCACAUUCAGAUAAAGGAAGGCAUGCUGUCGGAUGAUAAGAUGGAGUCUGUUCUAAUAUUCAAAAAGAUCACUGUAGAGGACAGUGGAGAGUACUCAUGUAGAGAAUCGAAAUAUCAAAUAGUGGGGCAUAUGAUAAAUGUCAAUGUUUCAGAGAUGAACCAAGGAGGGCAGAACCAUGACAAAAAUCCAGAUCGCCCCAGAAACUGUGAGAACGAUCAAAGCAUCCUUAAUGGAUAUGAGAUGAAGAUAACCGCACUGGUGUUUGUUAUCAUUUUUCUUAGUAUAGUUUUGCUCUUAUUCACAAUUACAGCCAUAGUCCUGCUGAGAAUGUAUGCUUGCAAAUCAAUAGCAUAAGAAGUCCUCCUGUUUGGCACCAGUCCUCAUGCAUUGUGGAUGAUAUUUAAAUUUUAGUAAUAAAAGCGCCUUCAAAUCACCCAGAGAGGGCCAUCGGGGACCAACUUUUAACAGGUCCAAGUGAAGCUCAAAGCCCAGAAUCUGCUGUGUACUCAAAAACCAACCGCUAAAGUCAAGGAAAACUUUUCAGCAUCACGCAUCAGUUCAAAGUAGCGGUCAAAUUUACGUAAUUAGUGUUGUCAGUUCUGAAAUAUUAUAUACAGUAUUGAUUUAAAGCUCAAAAUUUAAAGUAUAAAGUAUAACCUGUCUAACUAAGUAAUUGGAUAAUUUAAAGUGGUUUAAAAAAUAACUUUAUUACCACUGAACUUUUUACAACCACUCUUUUCCAUUUUUUCAGCUAAGAUAAAACUGUACAUACUUUGUGUUAAGAUUCAACUUCCUUUUGUCCUUAAUUUUUAAUCAAACCUAGAUAACCAAACUGGGAAUACCAGCUGGAUACUGUGAACGUGUAUAGCCAAAGUGUUGUAAAUAUGUACUGAUACUACUGACUUUCUUUUCCCAACUGGCCUCUUUUCAGCUAAAAUAAUAAUAAAUUGCACAUACUUUUUGCUUUGAUUUGACCAUCUUGAUCUUGUUUAUUAUCCUAAAAAAAACUUGCAAAUUUUUUUGUAAUUGUUCACGAAUGUUCCUGUGUUCUGUGUUCUGUACUUCUGAAAGAUUCUUUUGUCAUAUAUUGUACAUUUGCACUGGCCCUAGAGGAAAUGCUCACAGACCACAGUUGAAUUACUUUAAGCAUGCAGGAAACAAAACAGAGUCUUACUUAAACCUAAACUGUGGGGCAAUAGGUCUUCUGUGGUUUCACUUUACAGAUAGUAGAGGUAAUAAUAUGACAAUGUAAAAGAAGACAUGAGUAGUUUCUGUAUAUUUUUAACUUGUCUAUUUUGCUGUCGAUGGUGGCUACAUGUCCUACUGAACUUGUCAGUUUUGAAGCAUUGUCAAGUUUGAUGACUUGGUCUGAAUAUUUAACAGAAAAGGAUUUCACACCUGUCAAAGUGAAAGCAAUGUCUCAGCAGUGAGUAGACCAUAUUAAAAUGGAAACUACCUACAGAUAUACAGACAACCACACUGUGAGUUGUGUGUAAAGGUCUUGUUUGAUUUUGAACACAUUACAUAUUAUAAUACAAAAUAGUGUUGGUGUAUUUGCUAUUCCAACAUCUUUCAGUUUUCUUCAGCAUAAAUAUAUUUGAUCAAACACUGCAAAAUCUGCUUUGCAGUUGUUAAGGCAGACAUGUCAAACUCAGACCUGGGGAACAAAUUUGGCCUGCGAUAUAAUUAUAUUUGUCCCCCAAGAUAUCAGAUAUGUAUUAGAGCUGCCCACCGGCUACAGAUAGGCUAUAGAGAUAUUAUUUAUUUAAAAUGUAGUUAUUAUUUUCUAUUAUGCUUGUUCUGGAUUCAAUGUUUAAGCAAAACUUAUUAAACACUUAUUUUAAUUAGAAAAGGUUUAACAUUACAUAUCUCGAAAAAAGAGAAAACAUGCAGAUGUUGUUAAAAUUUUUCAAUAAAUAUUUAGUUUGGCCCACGACUUGGUCCCAGGUUUUAAUUUUGGCCCUCUGUGAAUUUGACUUUGACACCCAAAUUUACAGAGGGCCUUAAUAAGGUGUACAUUUAUAUUUUACAUAAUACUAUACAGAAGACAGGUUUUGGACAAAAAAA